AUGCAGGGCGGCGCCUGGCCGCUGUACGCCACCACCAGCCCGCAGGGGCUGGGCAGCUACGAGGGCCGCGGCGAGCGCGCUCGCAGGCCCGACCUCGUCGACAGGAGCUGCGGGCCCACGGAGGAGAUCUUGCGGCUCCUGCGCGUGGUGGCCAGCACCCAGGCCGAGCACCAGCUCGUGGUGCUCGAGCGGCUGGACCAGCUGGGCGGGCGCCUGGAGGCCGGCCUCGCCGCGCGGUCUCCCCGCUGCGGGGCUCCGCGCGAGGCCCCGCGUGAGCGUGAGCCCUCGCGGGGGCGCCUUCCGCGGGAGCGGGCGCGCGGCGCGGUCUCGUGGAAGAGGACCCUCUCCGAGAUCGGCCCCCCGGAGUUCCAGGACGACGGGCACGCGGGCGACGGCCCCAAGCUGAGCUACAUUCGCAGCACGGACAUCUCGCUGGCGGCGGGCGCCGAGGAGGCGCACGCCGACGGCGACCGCGGCACGCUGAGCUCCGCCGAUUCGACGCAGAUCUCGGGGCUGACGCAGUCACCUCGUGACAGCGUGCGUCGACGGCCUGCCGAUCGCGGGCACGUCCAUCAACUUCGGUCCCAUCAGUCGGAGGCCCGCUCUGCAACAGAGGCUGAUGGGCCGAGGAGGUCGUUCUGGGCAAUCGGCCGCUCGACGAACCGCAACGUGUUCAUGAACAGGCUCGGUCGCCAUCAGACGAUGGAUAUGGAAGAAGAACCGAAGCAGAAAACGCUGCGCUCUCGUUGUUAUCCCACGGCGGCGGAUUCUGUGCUGUCACACCCGACGUUCGACGUCGUCCUCGGCGUGGUGAUCAGCCUCAAUUCCGUCGUCAUCGGCGUCGAGCUCACGGUUCAGCCGUCGGAGGGGACCGAGACGCCAGGGUCGCGGAUGGUGUUCGGGGCUUUCGAGAAUUUGUUUUUGAGCAUCUACGUCGCAGAGCUCGUAGCCCGCAUCUACGCUUGCGGGCAGUCCUGCCUGCAGAAAAUCCCUGGGUGA
This is a messenger RNA of Prorocentrum cordatum, 999 nucleotides long. Lineage: Eukaryota; Dinophyceae; Prorocentrales; Prorocentraceae. The record is from the annotation of a GenBank genome assembly.